Messenger RNA from Exserohilum turcica Et28A, 1589 nucleotides. RefSeq lists its product as uncharacterized. Lineage: Eukaryota; Fungi; Ascomycota; Dothideomycetes; Pleosporales; Pleosporaceae. The record is from RefSeq and is a predicted model, not a curated record. The transcript is spliced from 2 exons. Gene Ontology annotation, cellular component: plasma membrane; cellular bud neck. The coding region runs from base 59 to 1564 and encodes 501 amino acids.
GGUCGGAACAGCCUGCCUCGACCCAUCUUGUUCCUGGCCGUCGCCCACUGGCAUCGCCAUGCCGCUGUUACUUGCGCGCUCGCUGUUCGCGCGCCAGAAUCCUUUUGAUGAGGCAAAGCAGACGCUCUCAUCAUGGGACAACUGCAUGGCCAAAUCCUACUGCAAAUGGCCCGUCAUUGUUGCAAUCAUCAUCGCCGGUCUGAUUCUCUUCUCCGUCAUCACCUGCAUCGCCCGAUGCAUAUGUUGCGGCGCUGAAUGCGCCUGCUGUUGCUUUCGAUGCUGCACCUGCUGCUGUAGUGGCGGCGGGCGAUCUCACAAGCGCAUCAAGAGCGAGCCGCCCGCCCCCUAUCCUCAGUCGUACGCAGUUCCUCCUGCAAAUCCCUAUGCCCAAGCACAUGCCGCUGCGCCACCUCCGCCUCCAUUGGACCCGAGACCAGUCAACCAGCAAUACCGGUCCAAUCCCAUGCCCACUUUCGCGCCCGCGCAACCAGCCCAGCCAGCGCAAGAAAGACCGCAAUUCGCCACCUUUGACUCGUCCAAGGCUGUGGUCAAUGAAGACGCCCUUCCUGCCAUGCCAACCUGGAAAGAGGGCCGGGAUGUACAUGUACAAGUCGAGGAACAGCCCAUGCCAGAGAAGAAGGGAGAUGUCGAGUUGGACAGGCUGGAUCACAACGGCAGCGUGACAAGUGGAUCCAUUGGGGGCGUAGCCGCGGCAGCAGUACCGGGGGCACGGCGGUCUCCUGGUCCGGGCAGGUCCCCAGUGUCGCAGCGAGAUGACUAUGGCUACCAACAAAACAAUUCUUAUGGAGGCGACUCUGCGCCUUACAACAACCAGGGCCAGUACGGUCAGCCAUACGGUCAGCAAGACCGAUAUCGCCAAGGCUCGCCUGCGCAGAAGAUAUCUCCAGUAUAUGGUGCAGGUGCUGGAUACGCUCAGCAGCAGCAGCAGCACCCAUACCAGCAACAGCCGUAUGGUCGACAGUCACCAGGUCCAAAUACAGCAUACAACUCGCGCGACCACCUGAGCGAAUACAAUGAUAUACCAGCAGCCUACAACCAGCCACCAGCCGCCUACGACCACCCACCAACAACCUACGGCCAGCCACAAACAUCAUACAGUCAGCCAGCACCAUAUCAGAACCUGCAAGAUACCUAUGGCCGGCAAGAGUACCACGAUGCGCCAAGCUAUGACUACCAGGCUCCACCAGCGUCGAAUCCAUAUGGCUACAACGCAAGCAUAGCCCCUUCAUACCACACACACGACCCAGCGCCAAUGGAGAAACCACCGUUGCCAGCAUCACCCGCAUCACCACCUCCAUCCCUUGUGCCAGGCCGCCCAACGCCAGCCCCAACGCCCGCACCAGCAUACCCGGGCCAACGCUCCUACACACCUGCAGCAGACACUGCACCACAGCGGACGUCGCCGCCACCACAGGUCCCAGCACAGCAGCCCUACCGAGCCUUUACGCCGGGCGUUGAACAACAAAAACCACAGCAACAACAGCAGCAGCAGUACACGGGUGUAAACAGAAAGGCAGUGGAUGGAUCAUAUAGGGAAUUAUAACCAAACACUCCAACAUGGGGAUACA